Messenger RNA from Manis pentadactyla (Chinese pangolin), 4388 nucleotides. RefSeq names its product 1-phosphatidylinositol 3-phosphate 5-kinase-like. Lineage: Eukaryota; Metazoa; Chordata; Mammalia; Pholidota; Manidae. Gene Ontology annotation, molecular function: 1-phosphatidylinositol-3-phosphate 5-kinase activity. The transcript is spliced from 12 exons. The coding region runs from base 522 to 1064 and encodes 180 amino acids. The record is from RefSeq and is a predicted model, not a curated record.
GCAGAGAUAAUGCUCUGGGAGAAGGAUUCUGCAGCAGUCCUCAAAGGCUAGACUUGGGUAUCGCUGCAUAAGCGCUGAUUCUUCAGCUUGUCUCUAACCGAGGAAGCUGACUGGGAACUACUCAUUCAGAAAAUUAAAAGAAAGAAGCCAGAACUCGUUAUCAACCCUUUGAGAACACAGCAUAACGGACUUCCUUUACUACUUCCUUGAAUAGGAGAGGUCACAGGGCAUUAAAGAAUGGCAGAUGAUCGGAAAGAUGAAGCAAAGGUGCCUCACUGGACCUCAGCUCAACUAACAGAGGCGUCCACACACCCACAUCCACCUGAGAUUAAAGAUCAAGGCGGGGCAGGGGAGGGACUGGUCAGAAGCGCCAAUGGAUUCCCGUACAGGGAGGACGAAGAGGGCACCUUUGGAGAGCACGGGUCACAGAGCACCUAUCCAAGUGCCAAAGAGAAUGGGAUCAAUGAAGAGCUGACCUCAGCUGACAGAGAAACAGCAGCGAUCCAGAUAAACACUACUUAAUGUAUGAACAUGAACGGGUGCCCAUUGCAGUCUGUGAGAAGGAACCCAGCUCCAUCAUCGCUUUUGCUCUCAGCUGUAAAGAAUACCGAAAUGCCUUAGAGGAAUUAUCCAAAGUAACUCUGAGGAACAGUGUGGAAGAAGGGCCUCCAGUGAACAGUAUUUUAGACAGCAGACCAAAGAGUAGCAGUCCUAUAAGAUUACCUGAGAUCAGUGGAGGACAGACAAACCGUGCAGUAGAAACAGAACCACAGCCAAAUGAAGUGGAUGGAGGAGAUACACAAAAGAAGCAACUCACAAAUCCUCAUGUGGAGCUUCAAUUUUCUGAUGCUAAUGCCAAGUUUUACUCUCAGCUCUACUAUGCGGGAGAGUUUCAUAAGAUGCGUGAAGUGAUUCUGGGCAGCAGUGAGGAAGAUUUUAUGCGUUCUCUUUCCCACUCGUCGCCCUGGCAGGCCCGAGGAGGCAAAUCAGGAGCUGCCUUCUAUGUAACUGAAGAGGCCCACUGCAUUGGCCAAAAUUCUUGGAGUUUACAGAAUUGGUUAUAAGAAUUCUCAGAACAACACCGAGAAGAAGUUAGAUCUUCUUGUCGUGGAAAACCUUUUUUAUGGGACAAAGAUGGGACAGAUUAUAUUCGAACAUUUACGUGCGACAAAAAGCUUGAGAUGGUUGUGAAAUCAACAGGGAUUUUAGGAGGACAAGGUAAAAUGCCAACUGUGGUCUCUCCAGAGCUGUACAGGACUAGAUUUUGUGAAGCAAUGGACAAGUAUUUCCUGAUGGUACCAGACCACUGGACAGGCUUAGGUCUGAACUGCUGAAAUGAAGCACAUAUUUUGAAAUGGACUGUGAAGGAAGGGGGCUGGAACAAAGGACCAAAAAUAAGUUACAUGAUUUCUUUCUUCAUCACAUCACCACUAUAUGCCAGGCUCUUUCAUUCUGUGGCUGUGUAGGUCUGUAACUGAAGGGUUAAAACGCCAUGGAUUUGUACUUUGAUUUUGAUACUUACAAAUUAGCUAUCCCUAGGCUGGGAAGUUGCCUGAACAUUUUUUCACUUAAGCUAAAAUACAGACACAUUUUAAAAGCCUAAGAGAUGGUUAGAGAUGAGGAGAUAGGGUGAAAAAUAGGUUGUCAUAUUUGCUAACAAUCCUGUUAUAAAAACAGUCUCACAGAUUGUGACUCUCUUGUUAUGAUGUUUGUCACAUUCGUUACUUAGCAUUUAUAGAGCUGGUGAUUCAUUUUGCGUUUCUUAGGUAGCAGUUUAAUGUUGCCUAGGUAGAAUUUCUGAAACCUUGAAAAAAUUCUGAAUUAUUCUAUUAAUGGCCAGUUGAACAGAAUGACACACCUGUUCUUGUUUUAUUUGAGGAAUUUGAGUUAAAUUGGGAUUCCUGUCAUGUUCCGUUUCUUGCCAUUUUCAAGUAUGUUUGAUGUUUUCAAGUUCUGUUUUUAUUUGUCUGUGGGUGACAGGAGACUAUAUCCAUUAACUUUAGGCCUUUUUCUGGAGCUAUUUUUUAAGCUUCUUUAUAAUUUAAUAUGUUACACUGCACUUAUCUGCAUAUGCUCAUAUUCUAGGGUUUUUCCCUCACUUUUCAGGGAAACAUUAGUAUAUGAGUCCAGUGAGUAAAUACACAAAAGGAAAAUUAUUAAUGAAGAAUUUUUCUUAAUGUUAAAAAUAAAUGAGACCCGAUUAAAGACAUUGGGUGAGAGGGAAGCACUUGCUUGCUUUUUUUGGUAAAGGUAAAGUCUUUUUCAAUAUAACCAGCAAUUUAAGUGGCAUCUGUAAAAUUAAGUUUCCAGUGUGGACAUCCAUCCCUUAACUGUCUGUACCAGUUUCUAGGCAAGUUCUGACUAUUGAGAAAUACUAAAAGACAAAGUAUUCUUAGUAAGGAACUUCUUGUUUGAUAGAGUUUUCAUUUGUUUAAAAAGUGAUCAGAAGUACUAAAGUCUCUCUGAGGAAAUAAGGUAACCCCAAAUAUUUCCUCUUGGCCUCUUUCCGUAACAGGGAUAAUUUGGGGAUUUAUAAAGUUUUCUAAAGUUCUACUCUUUUCAGGCUUCCUAUGUAGCACAUUUCUAUGAUAACUUUCAUGUAGUAAGAUAAAGAAAUCUGGAUACAUUCCAGUUACAGACACUGUAAAUACAUGAAACAGGAAUAUUUUGGAAAGUUUUGCUUUAAAUAAUGGAAGUAUUAGUUUGGUGUUAGAAACGUGGUUUGUUUUGAAUUAGACCCAAAUUGACCAAGGACUUAUGAAUGAUUUGAUAAGCACUUCUUUUAAGAAUAAACAAAAAGAUGUGGUGUGCCUUUUGAAAACCUAGAAAACACUGGUGAUUUUUUUUUGAAAUUAAAGACCAGUAAAGAAGUUGUACAGGAGUGAAAAAUAUGUGCAACAUUCUUUAGAGUUCAUAUGUGUUCAAGAACAAUGGAUUUUGCAUUUCAUUUUGAAUGCAAACCCUGUUUUGUCUCUGUUCAUUUUUUCCUUCUAGACGCUUAGGGGUAUUUAUCCUGUCCAUUUCCUGUACCCCAGUCAUGAAUACUUCAAGCAGGAAGUGUCUUCCCCUAGCUCUGAUAAGGUUGUUUUUUUUUUUAAUCUUAAUACUGUGUGACUAGCUUGGGUCAGUCCUCCAUUGGAAUAGCUCCUGACAAUAAUGUGUCAGGUUGAUUUUGUUUUCCUUUCCCGAACUUGAAGAACUGUUUUUUAAAGUAGUGCUGCUGCUUAGAUAGUUUUGUGGCUAAAAACAGUUCCAGUCUAAUUUGAAGCAAUACUUGCUGCCUUGGAAGGGGGAUUUGUCCUUUUACAACUAUCUUAAUGAAAGGGAAAUACACAAUUUAAUUUGUGAGUGGCAGAACUAUGUCCCUGGCCCCUUGCUGCUCUUGGUUAGGCCACUACCACAUAUGUAAGGUGUUUCAAAUAUUGUGCUACUCAUUGUUAAGCUUUAACUCUCUUAAAUUCCCUUUCAAGCCCUGGACAAUAGUAAUGCUGAAAAAUUGAGAAUGAAGAAGAAAUCUUAAUACUUUCUUUCUUAGAGUAAAAUAUGAAUACUGAGAAUAACUGAAAGCACAGAAAAGUUAUGUGUACAUGUUGCAUUGUAUAAAAGUCUUAUUUACAAAAAUGAAAUUUUUUUGAUGCUGUCAAAACUAUUAAGAAGUGAAAAGGAUAUGCUUUUUUUUAACCCAAGCCUAUUGAAUAUUUAAAAUUUGUAGGUAUUCAAAAUUUCCUACAAAAUGUCCUUUCUAUAAUUUUUUCCUUGAUCCAGCAAUGAGGGUUUUCUAGCUUUGGCUUUUAUUGGGUAUUAUAAAUAGUAGGGUUGUGUUGGUUUUUGUGGCAGCAGUUUCCCCUUGGCGUUUUACCCAUUAGCAGUGGGCUUGUGUAAAACUGCCAAGGAAAGUAAUCUACCUGUAGAAAGCUCGCUUAACUAGCAGAGUGAACACUGUUGUGAAUGAGCCUUAUGGUGAAACAAGCCAUUCAUUAUUUCCCAAGUGUUAAUUUAACAUACUGAUUCAUGCAGUAUUCAAACCAUCUAGUGCAAUGCCUUUUUUUGUUUGUUUUUGUAAUACAGGUGCAGUGUAUUAUAGAAAAACAAAAAUUAUAAUCAUGAGCAGUUUUAUUAUGCUGCGUGCUAAUUUUGUAAAAAAUGUACAUUAUGUUUUUUGACAGGUUUAAUUUUAACUAGAGAAAUGACAUUGUAAAUCAUAAUAGCCUCUUUUAACUUAAUAUGAAAAAUUCAGUUAACAAUAUUGAAAAUACUUACUGUAUUAUAUUGUAUAUAUUUCUCUACUUUGGUUCCAGCUGUUUUUUUUUAUAUGAUUGACAUGUUAUUUAAGAGAUAAAACUGCCUUGAACUUCUGGAGACUGUAAAUAAAGAGGACUUAAGCCUUU